AUGACAUAUCGACUUAGCACUCAAGUGAAGCCUUUGAUAUGGAUGGAAGCUCAGAUUGAAAGGCAUUCAAGAAGCCGAAUGGAAACUAUGGUAAAAGUUAGGAGUCAAUUCAAGGAGUCACCAGUUAACCGAUCACCCCCUCCUGCCCCUGUUCAGUCUAGUGGCGGUGGAUCGAUUUUUGGAGGCAUUGGUUCAACCAUAGCUCAAGGAAUGACUUUUGGUACUGGAAGUGUUGUGGCUCACAGAGCUGUGGAUUCUAUUAUGGGUCCCCACACAAUUCAACAUGAGACUGUUGGUGCUGCUGUUCCAGAUGACUUUGCUACAAACACCUUUGUCUCUGAUGCUUGUGGCAUGCACUCCAAGGCAUUCACAGAUGUAUUUUUGGAUGUUGUGGAGAGUGUGAAUAUGCUUGUCAACAGUAAUGGGCAAAUAGUUAGAUCAGAAGUCGUUGGUGCAUUGAAGAUGCGAACUUAUUUGAGGUCAAACUAA
Molecule: messenger RNA, 489 nt
Organism: Lactuca virosa
Lineage: Eukaryota; Viridiplantae; Streptophyta; Magnoliopsida; Asterales; Asteraceae
Source: the annotation of a GenBank genome assembly